Molecule: messenger RNA, 1410 nt
Organism: Lytechinus variegatus (green sea urchin)
Lineage: Eukaryota; Metazoa; Echinodermata; Echinoidea; Temnopleuroida; Toxopneustidae
Product: synaptogenesis protein syg-2-like
Exons: 4
Coding region: 1-837 (278 amino acids)
Biological process (GO): cell-cell adhesion
Cellular component (GO): cell-cell junction
Molecular function (GO): cell adhesion molecule binding
Source: RefSeq, a predicted model, not a curated record
AUGAAUUCAGGAUUAACGUGUGAAAAGGCCUACGAUCAAACUGCAAAGAUUCUAUCGACGAUGCUUUUUUUCACCAAACAUGUGAAAGUUCCACCCUCACGGGUUUUCAUUUCUGACGCCCAAUCGGGACGGCAAUACUUGAACAACGCCAAUAUAAGUAUAACUGCUGGAGAGUCGUUUAGCAUCACAUGUGGAGCAAAUAGGGCAAGGCCUCCCGCAGUACUGCAAUGGCUAGUACCAGAGGACGUGACCGUUGUUCAUCAGGAUCAAUCUGAUGUCAUUCAUUACGGAUCUUACAUCUCCCGGAAAGCCUUGACGAUCACACCCACGAGAGAUGACCACGGAAAGAUUCUCAGCUGCAUUGCAUCACACCCGGAAAUACAAAGGAGUCUUAGAUCCUCAUUUCUUCUGAAUGUUCAUGUUCUUCCUUCCAGUGUGCUGCUCUUUCUAACUGGAGGUAACCAGUCACUCUCAACAGUCCUACACGUUCAAGAAGAUUCACCGACUUCAAUCACUUGUAAAAGUAUUGGGUCAUUCCCAGCAACUGAACUAUCAUUAUGGUUAGUUGGUGACUUUGGCAGGACUCCGAUCCACGCAAAUGUGUCAAGUAAUAGGAGCGUUUUAGACGACACUUUGUUUGACACUGAAAGUACCAUUACCAUUAGACCAGAUGCCACGAACAAUGGAAUGCACAUUGUAUGUUUCUCGAAUAUGGACGAUGUUUUCUUUGUUAAAGUACUGACAGUUAGACUAUUUGUUUACGGUCUACCAGACAAUGUCGUAAUGAUUGUCCGUGACUCCGUGGUGAUAUGCUCGAAGGCUCUGAGACCAACAUAACAUGUACAGCUCUUAAUGGAUACCCCGCUCCUCACAUCCACUGGUAUAUCGGGUCAAGGAACGUCACAGGCAAUUCAUCUGUGAAGACAUCCAUUAAUAGUGCUGAUCGAUAUGAUGCUGAAAGCACUCUGACCAUCAUUACAAAUAGGUUUGACCACGGCAAACGUCUUCUCUGUCAGGCAACUCAACCUACUUCAUCCACUUUGUGUUCCGUGAAUAACACAAAGGUUUUGCAAAUAUAAUUUCAACCUUAGAUCAGGACGAUGACUGUAAUGAAAACCGAAAAUCACCAGAUUAUUCAGUUAUAAAAAAAUGAACAAUGAAGAAAAAUAUACAUAAAUAUUGACAACGGAAUUCAAAUGAAUUUCCGCAGUUCCACUUGACAAUGCUCUAUUUCGAUAAUUAAAGCAAGGUUUAUCAUGGCCGUACCCAUAUUUUUUUCCCGGGGGGGGGGGGGUCAAAACGCAUGAAAUUUCUUAGGAAUGUUUCUCAAAGUAAUUAUUUUAUGUUCGCACAGAAAGUGAUGAUGCUGUUAUAAUCUUGAAUAUUGUUCCAACCAUACACGUGACUUCA